UGGACUAAAGUCUGCUCCGCUCUGGGGAGGCUGUCUGCUGCUGUGUUUGAGUGCUGGACAGAGUACCAAGAGAAAAAGCUUGGAUAUUGUCUCAAGGAUAUUCUGUAUACGGGAAAUUGAACCCGUUUUCGUUGAGCCACAUCAAGAACACAGACGUAACAUUUGAGGGAUACAUUGUUAGCCCACCAGGUAGCUGUGGUUAGCCAUGGAGGAUGGUAAGCCAGUGUGGGCGCCCCACCCCACCGAUGGGUUCCAGCUGGGCAUGAUUGUGGAUAUCGGAGCUGACACCCUCGCCAUCGAACCACUCAACCAGAAGGGCAAGACCUUUCUGGCUCCUAUGAACCAAGUGUUCCCUGCUGAGGAAGACGUCAACAAACAUAUGGAGGACAACUGUUCUCUUAUGUACCUGAAUGAAGGCACACUCUUAAACAACGUCCGAGUGCGGUAUAGUAAAGACAAGAUCUAUACAUACGUGGCCAACAUCUUGAUUGCGGUGAACCCUUACUAUGACAUCCCCAAACUGUACGUUCCAGAGACCAUCAAGUCUUAUCGUGGCCGGUCCCUGGGCACUCUACCACCUCACGUCUACGCAAUCGCGGACAAGGCCUACCGGGACAUGAGAGUCCUGAAGAUGAGCCAGUCUAUCAUAGUGUCUGGAGAAUCUGGGGCCGGGAAGACGGAAAACACCAAGUUUGUCCUCAGAUAUUUAACAACGUCAUACGGCACCGGGCAAGAUAUUGAUGAGAGAAUUGUUGAAGCAAACCCCCUGCUUGAGGCCUUUGGAAACGCCAAGACAGUCCGGAAUAACAACAGCAGUCGUUUUGGAAAAUUUGUGGAAAUCCACUUCAAUGAAAAGAAUAAUGUGGUAGGUGGCUUCGUGUCCCACUACCUGCUGGAAAAGUCAAGGAUCUGCAUGCAGAGUAAAGAGGAGAGGAACUACCACAUCUUCUACAGGCUGUGUGCCGGAGCCUCUGAAGACAUCAGACAGAAGCUGCACCUUGACUCCCCUGACAGCUUCAGGUAUUUGAAUCAAGGAUGCACAAGAUACUUUGCCAGCAAGGACACAGACAAACAGAUCAUGCAGAAUCGCAAGAGUCCUGAGCAUGUGAAGCUGGGCGCCCUGAAGGACCUUCUGCUGGACGACCAGGGAGACUUCAACAGGAUGUGCGGGGCCAUGAAGAAGAUUGGCCUGGACGACACGGAGAAGCUGGACCUGUUCAGGGUGGUGGCCGGGGUGCUGCACCUGGGCAACGUCGACUUUGAGGAGACUGGGAGCACAUCGGGCGGCUGCAUCCUGAUGAACCAGUCCAGUCCGACACUAGCCUACUGUGCUGACCUCCUGGGGUUGGACCAGGAAGACCUGAGAGUCAGCCUCACCACCAGGGUCAUGCUCACAACAGCAGGGGGCGCCAAAGGAACAGUUAUCAAGGUGCCUCUGAAGGUGGAACAGGCAAACAAUGCCCGGGACGCCCUGGCCAAGGCCGUGUACAGCUGCCUCUUCGAUCACGUGGUCAGGAGGGUCAACCAGUGCUUCCCCUUCAACACCUCCUCCAACUUCAUUGGGGUGCUGGAUAUUGCUGGCUUUGAGUAUUUUGAGCACAACAGCUUUGAGCAGUUCUGCAUCAACUACUGCAACGAGAAGCUGCAGCAGUUCUUCAACGAGCGCAUACUAAAAGAGGAGCAAGAGCUGUAUCAGAAGGAGGGACUGGGAGUCAGUGAAGUUCAUUAUGUCGACAACCAGGACUGUAUAGACCUGGUGGAAGCCAAGCUGGUGGGCAUCCUGGACAUUCUGGAUGAAGAGAACCGCCUACCGCUGCCCAGCGACCAGCACUUUGCAGAGGCCAUCCACAGCAAGCACAAAGACCACUUCAGACUGACGGUUCCUAGGAAGUCCAAGCUGGCUGUCCACAGGAACGUCAGAGAUGAUGAAGGAUUCAUCGUCAGACACUUUGCCGGAGCCGUGUGCUACGAGACGACCCAGUUUGUAGAGAAGAAUAAUGAUGCUCUCCAUAUGUCCUUGGAGAGCCUGGUGUGUGAGUCCAAGGAUAAGUUUGUGAGGGAGCUUUUUGAGAACUCCAACAACAGCAAGGACUCCAAACAAAAGGCUGGCAAACUCAGCUUUAUCAGUGUGGGCAACAAAUUCAAGACCCAGUUGAACAUACUGCUAGAGAAGCUUCGCAGCACUGGUUCCAGCUUCAUUCGCUGUGUGAAACCCAACUUGAAGAUGGUGAGCCACCAGUUUGAAGGAGCCCAGAUUCUGUCUCAGCUGCAGUGUUCAGGCAUGGUGUCAGUGCUGGACUUGAUGCAGGGAGGCUUCCCCUCCCGAGCCCCCUUCCAUGAGCUCUACAACAUGUACAAACAGUACAUGCCUGACAAGCUCACACGACUGGACCCCAGGCUCUUCUGCAAGGCUUUGUUCAAAGCGCUGGGGCUGAAUGAGAAUGACUACAAGUUUGGUUUGACCAGAGUGUUCUUCCGCCCUGGGAAGUUUGCGGAGUUUGACCAGAUCAUGAAGUCGGACCCGGACCACCUGGCAGAGCUGGUGAAGAAGGUCAACCAGUGGCUGGUCGUCAGCCGUUGGAAGAAGGUCCAGUGGUGCUCCCUUUCUGUCAUCAAAUUGAAGGAGAAGAUGAAGUAUCGUGCCUCUGCCCUUGUUAAGAUUCAGAAGACCGUCCGCAUGUGGCUCUGUAAGAAGAAACAUAAGCCACGCGUCGACGGCAUGGUGAAGGUGCGUAACCUGAAGAUGCGUAUGGAACGCUUCAACGAGGUGGUGGGCGCUCUGAAGGAGGGCAAGCAGGAGAUGGCCCAGCAGGUCCAGGAGCUGGGGGCCUCCAUCGACACCUUCAUGGCCAAUAUCAAGGCCACAGUGAUGACCCGAAAGGAGAUUGACCAGGAGUACCAGGUGCUGGUGAAGAGCUCGGAGCAGCUGCUCUCCUCCAUGCAGAAGAAGAAGCAGGAGGAAGACGAGAUGGAAAGGCUGCGGCGCAUCGAAGAGGAGAUGGAAAGAGAGAGGAAGAGGAGGGAGGAGGACGACCAGCAACGGCAGCAGGAGGAGAACGACAGAAAGAAGAAAUCGGAGAUGGAGCAUAAGAGGAAGCAGGAGGAGGAGGAGAGGAAGAGGAGGGAGGAAGAAAAGAAGAUUAUGCAGGUGGAGAUGGACAUCCAGAUAGCGCUGGAGCGGGAGCAGGACGUCCAGCGAUCGGCCUUGUUGGAGCAGGAGAGGAGAGACAGAGAGCUGGCCAUGAGGAUCGCCCAGAGUGAAGCCGAUCUCAUCAACGACGAGGCCCAGAUGGACCCCAGUCUUCGCAGCAAUGGGUCUUUCUCAGGUCUCUAUCCAAACACAGUGAGAGUCAUGGGUUCACAGGUGCAGGCACUUAAAGCCGGUGGCGUGAAGAAGUACGACCUGAGCAAGUGGAAAUACGCCGAGCUGCGGGAUGUCAUCAACACCUCGUGCGAUAUUGAGCUGCUGGCGGCAUGCAGGGAGGAGUUCCAUCGCCGUCUCAAGGUCUACCACGCCUGGAAAUCCAAGAACAAGAAACGUGACACAGCUGCUGAGCAGAGGGCCCCCAAAUCUAUCACUGACUAUGCCCAACAGAACCCGGCCCGGGCCACGGCCACCCAGCAGCAGGAGAUGGCCAUGAACCGCCAGCAGCGAUACUUCCGCAUUCUCUUCAUCCGGCCCGCUGACCAGUACAAGGACCCCCAGAACAAGAAGAAGGGCUGGUGGUACGCCCACUUUGACGGGCCCUGGAUCGCCAGGCAGUUGGAACUGCACCCAGACAAGCAGCCCAUCCUGCUGGUGGCAGGGAAAGACGACAUGGAGAUGUGUGAGCUAAGCCUGGAAGAGACCGGGCUGACCCGGAAGAGAGGGGCUGAGAUCCUGCCUCGGCAGUUUGAGGAGAUCUGGGAACGCUGCGACGGGAUCACAUACCUGCGAAACGCCAUCGAAAGCAAGCAGGCCAGGCCCACGUAUGCCACAGCCAUGCUACAGAACCUCCUCCAGUGAACCAGAGGGACCACCAAUGUCCAUAGGCUCAGUAGGAAUGCAAUAAAUAAAGGGAAAAGGGCAGAAGCACCCUCUAUCAUAGCAGCCUUUCAGGCUAACGCAGGGUUUCCCAAACCAAGGGGUACAUGUUUCGGUUUUUGCCCUAGCACUACACAGCUGAUUCGAAUAAUCAACUAAUGAUCAAGCUUUGAUAAUUUUUGAGCUAAAAUGUUUUAGCCCUAAUGUUAGGGCUAAAACCAAAACGUGCACAGAUAGCCGAGCGUUUCCCAAACUCGGUCAACGGUUAAUUAUCUCACCGAGGGCAUUUCAAAGUUUUACUUAGAUCUUUGUUGUGUUUUUUAAAAGUAGAUUUCUGACAUUUUUGUUGGUUUUGUUUCUUUAUUUUGCUGUGUGAAAAUAAAGACCAAUAUACAUCCCGUCUUCAUGCAAUGGCCUACGCUUAAAUUCAAUUUUUACUACGAGGCCUUAAAACUAUUUGAUAUUAUUGAGACACGUUUCAAAGCUGCACUUCCUUGUUUCAUUGCUAAAUGAAAACGAAGCACUGUUGGAACUAUUAUAUUUGAUUGAAUAAAUGUUACAAGUAUUUGGCUUUAUGAGCUCUGGGAAUAACUGAUUGUGUCGACAUGUUAUCUUGUAUAAUUAGGAUUUAGGGUUUACCUUUUCAGCAUAAAGCAGGUCAUAAGUAGUGUUAUUGUCCAAAUAGAACAGAUUAUUUGUUGCUGCAGUGAUGCUGGGACAUGUUGCAUUUAGUUACUACACUUUCUUUGUAUUUGUUAUACUGUAUCUACAAUAACAUCUUAAUUUUAGCUAAUACUGAAUUAUGCAUGUCAUUGUUAACCCACAACUCUCAUGGAUUAAGUGGAGCACAAACCACUUUGGGGUGCUGUGAAAAUAUACACUUUCCGAAUAUCUUUUAUUUAUUUUUUUUGGUCAUAGUUGGAUAAACAGGGAAAAAGUAUCUGCACACAUCCAGUCAGAUGCAAAUGUAAUUUAAUUAUAGCUGAACUUUCCGGCAGUCAACCUUCAUCAGAAUAUAUCUCCACAAACAAUAGUGGGACAGAGAAGGCCACACAGCGGUAGAUUCUACCUAUUAUCUAUGAAUAUGUCAUGGUGAAAGAAAAAGAGGAUGGAAAAAGAGGAGGCUCAGUGUAGUCAAAAACAUGGUUUUCCUGUGUUUUAUACAUAUUUCCAAGCUACAAUAUGAGGUUGGAUUAAUACUGUGAAAAUUCUGAUAAUGUGUUAGAGAUGUUUGAAAAGACCACCUGAAAUUUCAGCCUGUUUUGGUGGGAUGUAGAUUUGGCCUUCCAUGGUGAAUUAGUUAAUAGACCAGUAAGAAAAAGAGUUCCAAACCUCUCUGCCAAUAACAGCAAAUUGUCUGUUUUCCCCUCCCUACUUAGACCACUCCCAGAUAGUCCUAGCUAAAUUCUUGCUUAAUAAUUGGUCUUUGCUAAGAAGCUAAUUUUUGUUCCUUUUUGACAAUUUUAAUUGAAAACAAUUACAGUAAGGUACUAAUUGUUAAUCAGAAAUUAUUUUAAUAUUGAGACAAAAACAGCUGCAGUGGACCUUUAAAAGAAGUUUAUACAUUUUUUCAAUCAUAGGAUUUGUAGGCAUUUGUAAAUGUAUUUUCAUAGAGGGAACUCCCAAGCGCUUUCUGUUCAUCACUAAUAUAAAAUUAAAAAAAUGCAAUUGUCAAACUAUUUUAAUAGAUGGGUUGGUUUAGCAACAAAACUGAUGCGUGCACAACCAAUGGGGCGAAACAGACAGUGUAGGCUUAAAUUGUUGACAACAUUUAAGCUAUAUUUCAUCUCCAAUGUUUAUUGAAAACAUAAAUGUGCACAAUGACCACUUGUCUCUCAAAUACAUUGUUAGUUGUUGUUUAGCUAGCUAGCGAAUUCUAGCCAUAUUAUUAUUGACAUGAAAUCAGUCAAAACACCUCAAAAGAAGACAUGGUACCAAGAACAAGAUGAAACGAGCCACUUACAAUUUCCCACAUGGCAGUUUGUCAUUCUUGCUAGCAAUCUGGCCGUCCAGAAUCACAACAAACACCACUGACGACUGCCCCAUGGAAACGCGCGUACAUAUUUUUCGUGAUGAUGUCAGCUAGCUGCUAACCCAUCUAUAACCAUGUUGAAGGUUUGUAAAUGUGAUUGUGUUAUUUUGUCCUUCAGGUUUGAUAUCUAGAUUACCUGACUCCAUUUGCUGAUAUUUGACUUUCUUAUGAGUCCGUCAUCUCAUUGUGGACCAGCAGUUAUCAUUUAUUAACAAUGUAAUAAUGAGAGUGAUAUCCUUGUUUAUUUUUUUCUGUAUAGUGAAAUAAUAAUGUUGACACUACACGUUCCUCAGUGUAAUCUUUGUAGCUAUUUUUCCAUUUCAGAUUUAACUUCUAUUGUAUGCUGAUUGUUGCACUGCAAUAUAGGAAAUAAAUGUAGUCUACCUUUUA
This is a messenger RNA of Salmo salar (Atlantic salmon), 6446 nucleotides long. Lineage: Eukaryota; Metazoa; Chordata; Actinopteri; Salmoniformes; Salmonidae. The record is from RefSeq and is a predicted model, not a curated record.